GCUGUCACAUGACAUUCAGUGAAAAGAGAAGUACUAAGCUCCACUUUUAUGUAUCCUUGGAAGCUCCCAGUUUUUAUAUAUGUCAGUCCGUUUGAUGAUUUGAUCUCAUUCUGUUCCGCUUCUUUUGGAAAACAUGCAUACAAUCCAUACAUGCCACUGAAUCUAAUCCAUUCCAAAUGUUCAAGAAAAGAUUUUUAACUUUUACAUGCAAAUAAGACCCGGUCCAAAUUUGGAACUUGCAGUUUCCGUUGACUUCGUCUUGGUCCAGAAGUAGAGAACAUACCUCUUUUUCAGGUUAGAAAUUGUUUGUUUUUACACUUUUUUUCGUUUUCAGAGAGAGUUUUGGUAUCUGGGUAUUGCAUAUUUGGUUGAGAUUUAGCUUAGAAAUUGACUGAAAUGGCUGUUCAAGAAUCAAGUUGCAUGCGAUAUAAAUUGUGGGGUCAUGCAGAGAAUUUGUGAAUUUCUGGUUUUUCGAGAUUUACCUUGGAAUCUGUUAAGAAGCUUGGUCAGAAGAGUAAAGGUGAAGCAGUGGUGAAGAAAGAAGGCAAGACUUGUGUAAGGAAGACGCAAAAGAAGGCAAUGAGUCAAAACGACAGAAGCUUUUGUAUUUUACUGAGAAAGCUACUUGUAGUAUUAAAAGGAUGUUGCAAUAAUAUGACAUCAGCUAAGGAAUUUCAUUAACAUGGAGCCCUUGGAAUAGUAUAUCAACAAGAUUUUCUCUUGCUGGGCAGCAAAAAUGGCUUUGGCUUCUCCUGUAAAAGUGGUUCUAGGCUCAAUCGCUUUUGUAAUCUUCUGGGUAUUGGCGGUUUUCCCAGCUGUUCCUUUUCUACCAGUUGGGAGGACUGCAGGGUCCCUCCUGGGGGGCAUGCUAAUGGUCAUAUUUCAAGUCAUAACUGCAGAUCAAGCAUAUGCUGCAAUUGAUCUUCAAAUCCUUGGUCUUCUCUUUGGGACCAUGGUUGUCAGUGUAUAUCUUGAAAGGGCAGAUAUGUUCAAGUACUUGGGAAAGUUGCUCUCAUGGAAGAGUAGAGGGCCAAAAGAUUUAAUUUGUCGAGUCUGCCUGAUUUCUGCCAUUUCAAGUGCUUUUUUUACUAAUGAUACCUCUUGUGUAGUUUUGACUGAAUUUGUCUUGAAAAUUGCAAGGCAGCAUAAUCUCCCACCUCAUCCUUUCCUUCUUGCCCUGGCCUCUAGUGCAAAUAUUGGGUCGGCAGCAACUCCAAUUGGCAACCCCCAAAACUUGGUUAUAGCCGUUCAGAGCAAGAUAUCUUUUGGAAAUUUUCUAAAAGGAAUUCUCCCUGCAAUGAUCAUGGGUGUAAUUGUCAAUGCCCUAUUUCUUCUAUGUAUGUACUGGAAGUUGUUAUCUAUUGAAAAGGUUGAGGAAGAUGUAGAUUUAGAAGUUCUUGCAGAGGAGGAACUGAAUUCUCAUCGUUUUUCACCAGCCACAAUGACACAUUUUACACCCUUGAAUUCUCCUGGACAUGUUGAGAACCUUAGGAACCGAUCAGUUCUGAGUGCAAAUGAAAUCCAAGGGGUUCCAAGUGGCACAUUGGAGUCUGCAAGAAAUUCUAAUGCAUCAAAAGAGGCAGCAAAUGAUGUAUCUUCUCAGGUAAAGGAGGAAACAAUCCCUUCAGAAGGAAAAGAUGAUUUGACCACGAGAUGGAAAAAAAUAUUGUGGAAAUCAUGUGUUUACCUUGUUACUAUAGGAAUGUUGAUUGCUUUGCUUCUGGAUCUAAAUAUGUCGUGGACUGCAAUUACUGCUGCGCUUGCUCUUAUGGUUCUUGAUUUCAAGGAUGCUAGGCCAAGCCUUGAAAAGGUCUCCUAUUCUCUGUUAGUCUUCUUUUGUGGAAUGUUUAUCACAGUUGAAGGCUUUAACAAAACUGGAAUCCCAAGUACUCUAUGGGACUUUAUGGAGCCCUAUUCAAAAAUCGACCGUGUUAGUGGGAUAGCAAUUCUCGCCAUUAUCAUACUUGUCAUGUCAAAUUUGGUUUCAAAUGUACCAACUGUUCUCUUGCUUGGAGCACGAGUGGCAGCAUUGGCAGCUGCAGUUUCUGCAGCUGAUGAGAAGAAGGCAUGGCUAAUCUUAGCUUGGGUCAGCACAGUAGCUGGGAACCUCUCAUUAUUGGGAUCAGCUGCCAACAUAAUCGUGUGUGAGCAGGCUCGCCGAGCUCCCGAACUUGGGUACACUUUAUCCUUUUGGAGCCAUCUCAAAUUUGGAGUCCCCUCAACUCUUAUAGUCACUGCCAUUGGUUUGACACUUAUAAGAUGAUGUUGAUGCUCUUACACAUGACACAAUGUUUUUAUGUAAUAAAUUUUGUAGAGGAAGAUUGUUUCAACAUUUGAGCAGUUCAAAGCUGACAAAUGUUGUUUUUCUCUUAAUCUCUAUUUAAUUAUAACGUUUUUCAAUAGUUGCUGAGUGAUUAUUUCAGAUAGACAUCCACUGAACAAUGGGGUGAACUGUGCAUCACUUGCCUAUUUAUACUAUUAGUUUGACCAGCUCA
This is a messenger RNA of Quercus robur (English oak), 2495 nucleotides long. RefSeq names its product silicon efflux transporter LSI2-like. The record is from RefSeq and is a predicted model, not a curated record. The coding region runs from base 737 to 2263 and encodes 508 amino acids. NCBI's taxonomy places the organism in Eukaryota, Viridiplantae, Streptophyta, Magnoliopsida, Fagales, Fagaceae. Gene Ontology annotation, cellular component: membrane. The transcript is spliced from 4 exons. Gene Ontology annotation, biological process: transmembrane transport.